Messenger RNA from Adineta ricciae, 540 nucleotides. The record is from the annotation of a GenBank genome assembly. Lineage: Eukaryota; Metazoa; Rotifera; Eurotatoria; Adinetida; Adinetidae.
AUGUUCGGUGCAUCAGUUUCUUCAAUGUACGGAUCUCCCAAUGGAAAAAGUAUGCAAUCACAAACAUUGAAAAGGUAUUUAUCACAACCACAUAGUCCGAAACGAAUAAUCAAAAAAUGUGCAUUCGAUAUUGAAUCUCUAUUAAAACCGACAAAUAAUUCCAGUUACAUCGAUGAUACGGAAGAUGGUUCAAGUGACGAUGGUCAUGCACAAUUCGAAUCAUCGUUUUGUACUUCAUCACCUAUUUUAUCAUAUGCACUUUUUAACCAGUUGAAAACCAAUGAAAACUUCGCACUGUCGUCUUCAUUUGAAUCUGAACAUUGCACUAUGCAAAAGAAGUGCAAACGUAUUCGCACGAUAUUCACUAGUGAGCAAUUAGAGAGACUCGAAGCAGAAUUUGAAAAACAACAAUAUAUGGUCGGCAAUGAACGGUCUUAUUUAGCAAAGAAACUUGAUUUAAGUGAAGCGCAAAUCAAGAUUUGGUUUCAAAAUCGACGUAUUAAAUGGCGUCGUCAAACAAUGGAUAAUCAUCAACAAUGA